Messenger RNA from Cyprinodon tularosa, 3336 nucleotides. RefSeq names its product plexin-C1-like. The record is from RefSeq and is a predicted model, not a curated record. Gene Ontology annotation, biological process: negative regulation of cell adhesion; semaphorin-plexin signaling pathway involved in axon guidance; positive regulation of axonogenesis. Gene Ontology annotation, molecular function: semaphorin receptor activity; protein binding. NCBI's taxonomy places the organism in Eukaryota, Metazoa, Chordata, Actinopteri, Cyprinodontiformes, Cyprinodontidae. The transcript is spliced from 16 exons. Gene Ontology annotation, cellular component: semaphorin receptor complex. The coding region runs from base 326 to 3139 and encodes 937 amino acids.
CAUCCUGGAGGCGCGCAGGAAGUCAGCGGUAAAUCCUUCUGCUUUUUUCUCACUAUUGUGAAAAAACUUUCUACUUUAAUGAGCAGAAAAAAAAACGAUCUGAGCUUCUGUUGUUUUUUUUCUUCCUAAAUUCUCGCUUUAUGUCCCAUUUAAUUAUAUAUCUAAUAAAUGAUUUAUUGUUUGUUUGCGGGGUUUUUUAAGCCUUUCGUGGGUGCUGACUUUCAUUUUCGGUUCCGCUCAUUUCCUUUUACUUCCGUUAGUUUUUCUUGUCAGUUGAGCUGCAGGUUUUACCUGCAUCUCUGCAGAGACUCUGAGUCAAAGCAAGAUGAUCCUGCUGCUGGUUCUGCUUUGCUCCAUCUGGGGAGAACCUGCUCUGGCUCUGGAGAAGAGCAAAGCUUUCAGUUUAGGAGGAGACCUCCAGCAGCUCUCAGUGAGCCAUGACUCUGUUUACAUCUCUACAGAGGAGAAGCUUUACCAGCUGAGCCACGACCUGACUGUGAUCCACAGCCUGAACCAGAGAGGGAUCCUAAAGAACCCGGGUCAACUGAACGGAGAGGAGUUUCAUCGGGUCUCAAUGGAUGCUGCCUGGAAUACAACUUUCACCAUAAAUGUUUUAUUACCUUUUGUGAACAAUGGGACAUUGAUCAUCUGCGGUGGGACAGACAAAGGCUGUGGUUACUGUGAGGUUCUGGACCUGAGGGACAUCUCUAAGCUGGUGUUCAGAGAACACAUCCAGGUGGGACCUCUGAGGAACAGCAGAGGUUCUGUCAGCUUUCUGGUGGACGUGAAGAAGGAUUCAGGUCAGACUGAGACGUACAUCCUGACCGCCAUCCAGAAACAAGAGGAAACCAAGUGUCCAUCUGACUUAAAGACAAUCAACCUUCAAAACACAGAUCAGAAACAGUCUGGGGGGAUAUUUGCUUUGUCUGAAGAAGGAGAAACACCUGGAAUCCAAACUGAAGUUGAUGUAGAUUUUGUGGAUGGAUUUCAGAUCAACUCAACAGUGUUUCUGUUCUCCAACGUGGCAUCAGGAGCUAAAACCAACAAAGUCCGCCUGAUUUGGCUUCAGGCUGAAACCAGUAAAGCUCAGACUCUAAAGUCUCUUGGUGGAGCGACUCUCAGUAGCUCUGAUGGAGGUGAAGGCAGCAGACUGCUGGCCUCCUCGCUCAUCCCAGGAGGACAGCAGGUCCUUUGGAGCGGAGUGUUCAGUUUGGAUGGAGGAGAGACCAACACUGAGCUGCUGCUGUUUGACAUCAGUCCUGAUCAGAGCAGGACAACAGGCACCGAUCCAGACUUCUAUUACUCAUCAAACAAGCCUAACAAGCCGUCAGAAGCUGCGGCUCUGAAACCAAAGGCGAAGCUUUUUAGGAAGAACCACAUGAGCUCAGUUCUGGCCGUCAGGCUGGACGGCUGGAUGGUUUUCUUCAUUGGAACGACGGAUGGACAGCUCAUCAAGCUUGCCGUAGACAGGAACUAUCAGCCCGCCUGUCCAAAGAUCCUCUACAGAACCAGUGGAGACAACAGAGUGUUUCCUAAAAUCCAUCUGGAUCCAGUAGAUCAGAGUUAUGUUUAUGCUGCGUUUAAAAACCAGGUGAAGCACGUUCCGGUCUCAAACUGCGGCGCUCACCAAAAUGUGAAGGAUUGUCUUUCUGCACAGGAUCCAUUCUGUGUCUGGUGUUUGACUGAAAAAAGAUGUACAUUUAAAGACAAAUGCAAAGAUGGAGAUUGGUUUUCCAUCCCUGAUGAAUCCAAGCAGAAGUUAGUUUCUCAUAUAGUCAUGCAGGACUCCACAGGAGAGAUCAAACUUAUCAUUCAGACACAUCUGACCCUGAAGCAGACGGUUCCGCCUAGAUUCGCCUGUCAGUUCUCAUCCUCCAUCCACCAACUUUUCAAAGAAACUGGACCACCACCUCAGUACCCACGAUGCACCCGCAUUCUAAACAACUCCUCUCCUCCUGAUGAUGUGGAUGUUGAUAUAAAGAUCAGACUUGGAGGAACAAUCCUGGAAGACCAAAUAAAGUUGUCCAACUGUUUAAAUAUCACUGGGGAGGCAAGUCUUCACCUGUGUCAGCGGUGUAUCAGAGCCGGCUGCGGAUGGAGACAGAACCGCUGCUCCUGGGCCACUGAUCCAGUCCAGAAUGAAAGCAUUUGUGAAAACAUGGAGUUUAAGAAAAUCUUUUCUAACCCAGAGAUCUCCUCCAUUUCUCCCAGCGUUGUGUCUUUCUAUGGCAGAAAUCAUGCUGUGCUGUCGGGUCAUAACCUCAGAGAUGUGACCAGAGUCAGGAUUCAGGACAACAUGGGCUGUGAUCCAAAGGAAUCUGCUGUGCUGAACAACAACGGGUCCAGCCUGAUGUUCCAUGUCCCCAGUGCAGAAAUGAAAGGCAUGGCCAAAGUUUGUGCUCUCCUUCUAGAUGGAAGCUGCCAUGGCAACCUCGCUAUCACCUAUCAGUCAUCACCCACCUGCAGCGACAUUGUACCAGCCAUCACCUGGAGAAGUGGGAAGAGGAAGGUCACUCUUAUUGGUACCAGCAUGCAUUUGGUGGACGGUGUCACACACAGCUCCACCCAACAGGAAGUCAUUCCUUCCGGGAGCAGAAGUUAUCAGAAUCUCACCUAUGAAACACGUGCAGAAACGGAUACCAGGAUGUUACGUAGCCCUGUGUUUCUGAAAGUAGCCAAUGAGACACUGAAAUGCAAUAAAGAAAUAGUUUACUAUCCUGACCCAGAGUUCAACGGCUUCACAGCCGUGAAGGAAGGGAUGAAUAUCCGCAUCAGUAUUCAAAAAAAGGCAGAUAAUCUGGAGAUGAAACCCGAGGAGUUGGAUGUUUGGGGGAUUGAUGGUAAAAAGCAAUAUCAAUGCAACAAAAUAUUCAAAGAAAGUGGCAAAGAGACAGAAACUUUCAUCUGUGAGAUCGAAGGAAUGCAGAACUCUGACUUUAAACAGGUUCAGAUUAAAUAUGGAGGAAAGUCUCUAACCCUGAACCAGUCAUCUCGACUUCCACUUUAUGUACUACUUGUCAUUCUCCUGAUACCUGUCCUCAUUACUGUGGUGUAUUUUAUCUAUCGAAAACGAAGAAAGCACACUGCUGAGACAGACGCGUCGAUGGGAGACCUGGAGUUCGACAAUAUGGAAGACUAAUACUUGGAGCAGAGCCCUGCAGAAGGCUGCUGGUGUCUUCCUGAAACCCUGCUGACUGCCUCUUUGGGUCCCUGAGCAAAUGGCCCCAGAUUGCUCCCUGGGUGCUCCAAGCUGCCCGUUGCUCCCUAAGGAAUGAAUUGAAUGCAGAAGACAAUUUAUUUAUAUAUAUAUAUAUAUAUAUAUAUAUAUAUAUAUAU